Cercopithifilaria johnstoni is the source of this 3000-nucleotide messenger RNA. The record is from the annotation of a GenBank genome assembly. Lineage: Eukaryota; Metazoa; Nematoda; Chromadorea; Rhabditida; Onchocercidae.
AUGUUAACGGUGACGUUGCCUGGUUCGCUGCAUCCUGCGAAUAAAGACGCAUUGUCGUGGAAUGAAAAAGGCUUGCUAGUAUAUGGAGCUCAUUGUACACUUGUGAUAAUUGAUGUAGUUCGUAAUAAGAUUAUCCAGACUCUCGAGCGACAUACUUCAGCUAUUACAUGUAUUUGCUGCUCAUCAGAGGAAGAAAUAGGUUUUUCGGCAGAAGUACGAUUGCGAUGUGCAUCUGCUGAUGUAGGGGGUAUAGUAGUUGUAUGGGAUAUUGUAGAAGGUGUCGAGCUGUCAUCUUUUUCUGUUCCAAAUAGCGCAGUUUUGAGUCUUGCUUGGUUUCCUUGGGAAGAUACAAGUCGUGAUUUUCUUUUGGUAUUACAUUCACCGAAUAAUUUAAUUUUAUGGAAUAUAGUGACUGGGGAUCAAAUUUGGAAUAUCACAUAUUCACAAACCUUUAGCAGUUUUUCCAUUGAUCCAUUCGAUUCACGCAGAAUUACUUUUAGUCUUGUCGAUAUUGGCUCCCUAAUGUUCAUAGACAACGUUUUGCUUCAUAAAGCUCCAUCAGGAAGGGGUACUUCGCUAUUGGUAUUCAAUAGUGUGUCAACUGCAAUGCCGAUUAUGCAAAUUGAAUAUCAUAAUGCUUUUCCAAAUAUUCUUUUUGCAGCAACUCAAAAUGAGAUUGCCUGUGUUGAACUGGAGUGUUAUUGCAUUAUUUGGCGAUACUCAUGUCAUGCACCGCUACUACGCCUGAUGACUUGUAGUGAACGUGAUGUUUUAGUAACCGUACAUGUUAAUGGUAUCAUUGAAUGGAGAUCUUGCACAAUAGUCGAGGAUGAGAAGGGCAAAACGACAUUGAAUUAUGAGUUGCUGUAUUCGGGUGAAACGCAACGACAAACACAUCACUGUCGGAUAUCUGCUGCAGCAUUGUGUCCUGUCACACAAAUCACCGUUGCUUUACUAUAUAAUUCAGGGAAUAUUUCGAUUUACCAGUUGAGUCUAAAAGAAGACGAUAUGGUACUGCCCUAUCGGGCAUGCUACAUCACGAAUAUAAUUAGCGUUGAUGAAGAUUUGUGCUGCUCAGUAAAUGGUCACUUGAAGAUGUCAAACAUAGCACAGAUAUUUUCAUUGGGUCAAGGAGUAACAACGGUACGCAUGCAGCCAGGGCAAGUGGAAGAAAAUAGUAAAAUAAUGCAAUUAACUGCUCUGGGAAAUAAUCAGGGAAUUGUACGAUUGGUGGACAUUUCAACAGGAAUAAUUUACCGAGAGCUGCAUGUUCAUACAUGCCCUAUUAAAUGCAUAGAUUGGUGUGGACCACAUAAACUUAUUUCGGCCGCAUAUGUUCACUCUUUGAGCACUUCGUCACUUGUCAAAAAUGGUAUUUUUAUUACGGAUGUUCGAACAGGUGAAGGUAGGAGAUUACGACCAGAGGUGGAGGAAACGCCUGUGGAAAUGUUGCGGGUAUCGUUCUACCAUUGCUAUGUUGCGAUUGGCUUCCGUAGUGAACCGUUGGAGAUUUGGCAUUUGAAGUCAAUGCGUUUGUUACGAAGAAUGUCCCGAUCGUGCCCUAUUAUUGUUGAUAUGGCUUGGUCCGGAAAGCAUCAUGCGGCGAAACAAAUUUCACAUGGAGAUGAGCCUGUCUUUCGAGAGAACCUUGUUAUUUUAGAUGAGGAAUGCCAUCUGUACCAUGUAGUGGUGAAAGGCUUACAUGUAAGAGAUGGAAAAGAAGUGAAUUCACAGUGGAAAAGUGGUGCGGUAGUGAAAUGUUUGGUAUGGAAAGAUGAUUUAUUGGCAAUGGGUGAUGCUUGGGGACGUUUAGGUGUGUGGGAUUUAGGCCGGCGACAGUGUCGUCAAACACGUGGCACUACCAAAAGACCAAUUCUGAAACUCGUUUUCUCACGAAUUCCCGGUGAUCAUACUCUUGCAGUGCUUCACCAGCAUGCUGUUGUUUUAUGGGAUUCCGAACAGCUUGUUGUACUUCAGCAAUGCAAUAGUAUUAGUACUUCGGUUUCAUUCCUGGAUAUCGAUUUGCACGGCAUAUGUCCGUUAGUAGUUUGUUCGGAUAAUUCGUUCCGCUGUAUAUCGUUUGCUUCUUCAAAAGUUCGUCAUCAUUCAGAUCUUCCUCUACUACUUGAAGUUGAUUCUUCGCAGCUAUUAACGACAGUUUCAAGUGAUGAUUCGAAGAUUAUACUUUUGCAUGGACUUUUAAGACUAAAUAACAGAAUUCCAUAUGAUUGUAAUAGUCUUCACCGAUAUCCUGUAGUACAUCGAUUUUUCGGCGAACGAUGGUUGUAUGAUCUGUGGUCGGUGGUGAUAGCAACAUUUCAGGAUACAUCGCUUUCAUCGCGACUGCAAAUAUUUUGGAGCCCAUCACAUUUAAAACGAAGAGCUGAACAACUCCUUGCGUGUCUGAUGAACUUGCCCGAUUUGAAUUCUGCCCAAGUUGAUACUUUGGUUCAUCUUGCAGUUUUACUUCAAAAGCGUGAUUGGGCGAUGCAGUUGUUACUUGGUUCACAUGAGGAAUGUCGUACUAGCGCUUUGCGAGCUUGUCUUCUUGCUUCGAAUGUUUCUUCGGAAGGAGCUCAAAGUAUUAUAAAACUUGUUGCAACUAAUCUUAUUGCAAACGAAUGCAUGACAGAUGGUGUACAAAUGUUAUUUUUGAUUGGGCAUGGUAAUGAUGCUUGUCGUUAUCUACAGGCUCAUGGCUUCUGGAGCAAAAGCUUUCAUUUCGCUAAACUUGGUCUCGAUGAUUGGAAAGAUGUUGGAAGCAAAUGGGUCGAACAUUUAGCAACAUCGAAAUCACAAAAGAAAUUGUGCUCUUUGCUGGCUGCGAAUAUCGGAGAUUGGAACCGAUUAACGACACUCUUAACACAGAAUUCGAAGAUGGCAGUCGCAUGGCACUUGCUGAAAACAGUAGAGGCCCGAUCUGUUUUUGCUGCAUAUCAUCUGCCCGUAGAAUCAGUGGAUGAAAUUCGUGAGGUUAUACCGUCAACCUCCGAUCUGUGA